Molecule: messenger RNA, 8428 nt
Organism: Ornithorhynchus anatinus (platypus)
Lineage: Eukaryota; Metazoa; Chordata; Mammalia; Monotremata; Ornithorhynchidae
Gene: GNA12
Product: G protein subunit alpha 12
Exons: 4
Coding region: 25-1155 (376 amino acids)
Biological process (GO): adenylate cyclase-modulating G protein-coupled receptor signaling pathway; Rho protein signal transduction
Cellular component (GO): heterotrimeric G-protein complex; brush border membrane
Molecular function (GO): GTPase activity; guanyl nucleotide binding; G-protein beta/gamma-subunit complex binding
Source: RefSeq, a predicted model, not a curated record
GGCGGCGGGUGCGGGAGCGGCGCGAUGUCGGGGGUGGUGCGGAGCCUGGGCCGCUGCCUGCUGCCGGCGGGCUCUCCGGGGUCCCCCCCGACCGGCCGGGGGUCGGAGCGGGAGGCGCGGCGCCGCAGCCGCGAGAUCGACGCGCUGCUGGCCCGGGAGCGCCGCGCCGUGCGGCGGCUGGUCAAGAUCCUGCUGCUGGGCGCCGGCGAGAGCGGCAAGUCCACCUUCCUCAAGCAGAUGCGCAUCAUCCACGGACGCGAGUUCGACCAGAAGGCGCUGCUCGACUUCCGCGACACCAUCUUCGACAACAUCCUCAAGGGCUCAAGGGUUCUGGUUGAUGCACGAGAUAAACUAGGAAUCCCCUGGCAGUACUCUGAGAACGAGAAGCAUGGGAUGUUCUUGAUGUCCUUUGAGAAUAAAGCAGGAAUGCCCGUGGAGCCUGCCACAUUUCAGCUGUACGUCCCUGCCCUGAGUGCUCUAUGGCGGGAUUCUGGCAUCAAGGAGGCUUUUAGUCGUCGGAGUGAAUAUCAACUGGGUGAAUCGGUGAAAUACUUCCUAGAUAAUUUGGAUCGGAUUGGCCAGCUGAAUUAUUUUCCUAGCAAGCAAGACAUUCUGCUGGCCAGGAAAGCCACCAAGGGGAUUGUGGAACAUGACUUCAUCAUUAAAAAAAUCCCCUUCAAGAUGGUGGAUGUGGGUGGGCAGAGAUCACAACGUCAGAAGUGGUUCCAGUGCUUCGAUGGGAUUACAUCGAUUCUAUUCAUGGUCUCCUCCAGUGAAUAUGACCAGGUCCUCAUGGAGGACAGGCGCACCAACCGGCUGGUGGAGUCGAUGAACAUCUUUGAGACGAUAGUCAACAACAAGCUCUUUUUCAAUGUUUCCAUCAUCCUGUUCCUCAAUAAAAUGGACCUCCUGGUGGAGAAAGUGAAGACAGUCAGCAUUAAGAAGCACUUUUCGGACUUCAAGGGCGACCCGCAUAGGCUGGAGGACGUUCAGCGCUACCUGGUCCAAUGUUUUGAUAGAAAGAGGCGAAACCGCAGUAAGCCACUCUUCCACCACUUCACCACCGCCAUAGACACUGAAAACAUCCGCUUUGUGUUUCAUGCUGUGAAGGACACAAUCCUGCAAGAGAAUCUGAAGGAUAUUAUGUUGCAGUGAAGGAGAGAGCCCCCUUGCUUUUAUCUUUCAAUGUGCUCAAGGGCUACAGGGCAGAUUUUCUGGGUCCAUAUUAUCUAUAUGGCCCUCGCGUGUGUUUUUAGGAUCCAUGCCAUUAUUUACCCGGCUCAGGAAUGCUGUAAAACUAGCCAGUCCAAACAGAUGAGCUCUAGGCAGAAGUACUUUGAAACUUUGAUGUUAGCUACUGAAUCAUUGGAACUAGUAAAACUACUGAAAAGCCAAGUGUUCGCUUUAACUUCUAAAGCCUAGUUUGGAAUACUGAAAAAAAAAAAUACAACCUUCUGCCUUCUUUUGAGAACCUUUUUUUUUUUUUGACACUUUUCAAGAUUCAUUCUGAAGAAGGUGCUUGUUUUGCAGAGACAUUCAACCCGAGUAGCUAUAGAGAUGGCCUUUCUUGUUAGCUUGCAGGUGCUCAAUUAGGUACACUGUCCUACCUGAAUUUUUGCCCAAAUAGUAGUUACGUUAGAGAAUAAAUUGCAAGCUGCUGCCGUUAACCCAGAGCACACAAACGUAACCUUCCGAUCCGCAGCCAGAUUCCUUACUCGGGCUGUCCAUGCUGCAUUUGCUUGGCACUCUGAAUAGCCCUUUCCGACUUGGAUGCACAGUUGCUUUAUAAAUCCCUUUUUGCCAGUUUCCAGAGUCGUGUAAGCCUAGGAAUAGUGAAUGUAUCCAAGUAUUCGGGCAUAAGAACUCCAUCCACUGGGCUUGGAAAACUAGCCGCAUAAAACAAAAUCUUAGCCCUAGCUGACAUGGAGUAGGUUUCAUUUUGCACUAUAAGCAUAGUUUUUCUUGUCUUAUGAUGUUGGACCAUCCCAGUAGUGCAAGAAGGGGUGAAGGCGAUGGGCUGAGACAAACUGCCGAUGAACUUCCAGCUACCUGUGCGUUUAUACCGUGGGAGCUUUUAACUUCUUGUUCGUUUCCGUGGGGUCUCUGCCUACUUCUGACAUCAGCAGUUGACCGCUUUUGAAAAGUUUCCUUCCCCUGGAAAUGACCGAGGACUCUCUCUUCCCCUGUAAGGAGUUCUGCAAACUGGUAAAACUCCAGUGAAGCGUUUGUUAAUGCAGCAGCUGCUUGAUGAGUUCGUAACAGCUGCCCUUACAGGAAGCCUGAAAGCUCUCAGGAGACAUCCCAGCUUCACAGCUGCUCUGAUGCCUUUGGACAGUGGACCUUGCUUUCAAUCCUCCUUAAAUCUAAUCAUUUGUAGGGGAGCUCUGACCUCCCUUCAUGCACACACAAGGACAAGAAAACCAUGACAAAAUCCAAGUUGCCCGUUUCAGACUGACGUCUUUGUAAAACGGUUAAAGAGGCUGUGAAUGUUGACAAGAACCAUUGAAUCUUGUGCUCUCUAAACUUGUGAGUUACCUGCUAGGUGCCUUUUCACCAUAUUUAAAAGUAUAUGUAUGUCAGAACUUGUUCCCUUUGGCGCACCAACUAAGAAUUAUGAUCUUUUAUUCAAGAGGUCAGUCUAGUGGAAUGAAAUUUCACUUUACAUCAAGCACCAGAAUUUCAGCACAGAGUUGUAUCCUAAGGGCUCUCAUUACUUAAGCUAAGGUAAGAGAAGCACUGGCAUUCUUGUCCCCUUUAAGGCUCCAUUCCAGCUCAUUUUUGACAUGACAGAGAAUUAGCAACUUCUUUUUUGUCUGUUAACUAUGUGGUAGAUAUCGAAAGGAAAAGGCCAAAAAAAAAAUCUGGCCUCUACGUAACCCAGUUGACCAGUGUUUUAAAUUAGGACAUAUCAGAAAUUUUCUCUCCAUUCCAAUGUGUGAGGUUCUGUCUCAGUAUUUGCUGGGUUCGUGGCCUUCUCAAAUACAGAAAGUAGUCCAUGUCCCUGAAAUGCUUUCUGCGGUAUCAGGCGGACUCUGUGGAGGGGAUGUGGUAAAGGAAUAAAUAUUCCUGAUAAAGUUCACAGGGAAGAGUCAUAUAUUCAUUACUUAACAAAUGUACAUAUUAGCUAGAUACACAGUGAGGCAAGCUUUCCUUAAGAGGACCAAUUAUUUGUGUUUAGUAUUUGUCAGGAUCCAAAGCUGAAUGGAAAUACUGGCUGUCCCACAAUUAGGUUGGGGAUAAGCAAUUCCAACAGUGUCCAUAUUUCGACUGCCCUCGUAAUAUUAAAAACAAAGCACUCCAUCACUAAGAAAUACAGCUCUGAGUCAUGUGGGUUGUCUUUGUACUGAGGCUGUCCUCCUCCUUUGCUUUAUUAGCCCAUUAGAACUUAAGCAGCUUUGCCCACAAGUAUUAACAUCUUGAAAGUCCCCCCAAAAUUGUUGUACGUCCACUCUGCCGUCAAAGGAAAUCGUAAGCAAUCUCAUCAUCACCCUGCUAAAGUGAUUACUCUCUCUGAUCAGUUGGGUCAGUGCCUCACUGCAAGGCUGUCUUUGGUAGCCACAUUUUCCUUCAUUAUAAACCACCACAAAGCCUAAAGAGCUAUAGCACAUUUCUUAGCACACAUUAGGUGUGGGAGUCAGCAGUAUCUUAUCUAUUUUGAAUGAUUUCAGAUUGGGAUGGGGUGAAUUGAAUAACACCACUACCAGAUCUAGAGAUGUCAAGUUCUUUUGGAAUGUAAGAUUUUGUCCCAGACUAAAAAUGCUAAAAAAUUUUUUUAAAUGACUCCCAACCCAUGUUUGGCAAUAACACCGCUUUAAUUUAUGGUAGAUUCAGGUAAGUCCCUUGCAUCAAACCCAUUCCAAAUUAGUUAAUUUUCCAGAGCAAGGAAACACUUUUCCUUUGAAUGUGGGUAAAAUGAUAUGCCAGAUGGUCACUUCAGUAUCUACUCUCAGCUGCCCUCAGGCCCUGUUUCUUCAUGGUGGGGAGUUGUGUCCUGUGCUCAGCCCACCUGCCCAGCCUUUCAAAGGUUUUUUGACUACAGCUUCUUUGGUGUGGACAAAUGAUGUCACCAGAGAUGGAGAGCAAAGAUAAGCAAGAUGGCAUCCACAGAAGUGUUAAAGAAAGGGGAUUCAUAGGGAAAAGUAUUCCAGAAAAGCAGGGUUUACCUUAUUUUUAAAAAUGCCGAGGUGGGGCAGGGGGAGAGGAGGGAAAUGCUAGUCAAAGGUGAUGCAGCAUUGUCCCAAGAUGCCCUCCUGUAAAAUGCAGUGGCAUCUCACGCUCACAGAAAUUAGAAGGGAGUACUGGCAACCUCCCGAAAUCUCUCGCCAAGGAGCAAGCCCUGGAAAUUACAACUCAGUUGACGCAUCCUGGCAGAUAUCAGCAGGAAGCAAAAGAGGAUCUUCCUAUGUGAAUCCAGCCUCCAGCUUCCCAGGGCUAUUGUCACAGCCCACAGGAUCAGGAAACCAGUCCACAUGACAGGAGGCAGCAAGAGCCCUUGGUACAGUUUAUAUUUGAGGUUUUCAUGUGAGCAGGGAACUUCUAAAAGACUGACUUCAGCAGAUCUCUCUUCCUUCUCACUGUGUGUCACUGGAGAGGGAACUAACUAUAGAAGCGAGAUAGAUCCUGGCAGUGUGAGAACAGAGGAUGUGAAUGUACUGGGAGUAUUCACAGAAAUCACCCUGCCUGUAGCCAGGCCAAAAAGAUGUGUAGUGUGGUCCUAUUGUCCAGCCAGAACAGCAUUUUGCAUCAAACAGCUUAGUCAUCGAUGGAAGUCUGCAGUCCUUUCAAACUGCUGCCCAGAAACCUGCUCCAAAGACACCAGAAGAGCUGCUUCAAAUUUUAGGCCUCACUGGUAACCUGAAUAAGCACACUUAACUACUUAAGAUGACUUUUCCCAUCUCCCAGCAUUUUUAAAUGACCUAGGUUAUGCCUAUAGCCUAGGUUAGGCUAGGUUACGCCUUUUAACAAAUGAAAUCUUUGAAUCCAAGUAGUUCCGUCGUUGCAGGAAAUGCAAGAUAGUUUGGCAGAGAAUGUAAUUGAAUCAACUUCCAAAGCAGUUUUGGUACAGAAACAAGAUGAAGAAAAUUAAAGUUUGGCCCUAAUCUGUGGCUCUCAUGUUUUGGAUAAAACCUCAAAGGACAGAGACUUUGAGGCUGGCCAACUUUAUAGUAAAUUCAUUACACACUUGUUUAAAAAUAUGUUUUCAUGCCUGAGGCUUGGAGGUUUGAAUGCCAAGGUGCAGGUGGCUCUGAAAUGCGAGUACACAUAAUGAAAUGAAGAGCCACUGAGUUUUGCUGAUUGUGGCAGUGUUCUAUUGGAUGAGAGCUUUUGUACAGUUGAAUGAUGGGGAUGCUCCCUUGUGGAGUUGAGGUAAAGUUUAGUAGAUGAAUGGCACGUCCUUCCCCGAAUGAAGGAUUGCUGUGUUUUUAGAAUCCCAGUGCUACGGUUCAGAGGAAGUGAAGAACUGAUAUAGGUGGGAUGUAAUUGAGAGAGAAUUUAGGUCUAAUACUGGAAAUGCCGCAUCUAAAGUGAAAUCUGAAGUGGAUAAAGCGGUUUAGGGAACAUGAGAUCCUGGGCUUCUGUAGGACCUGCAAUCUCUAUUUCUUCUUUGGUGGAUAUUAGUGUCAACCUAAAACAGGCAAUAUGCAAUAAUGCACUGCCCCAAACCUUUUGAAAAUCUAAGGUGAUCUUCCAUCAGCCCAGAAGAGCCAAAGUCUUCAAACCAAAAUACUUAUUUCCCUGGUUGGGCACUGCUAUGAUUUCUAAGGCACUUGCAUUUGCACUAUGCCAUGGCUUCUGAACCAGGUACCAUGGGAGUUGAUCUUUCAUUGUUUUUCUAAAUAUUCAAUUUGAAGAUGCCCAAAAGCAGUGAAGGGGGGCGGGGAACCUUACUGGCCCGAAUAAGUAACGUGUCCCUCACCGGCUUUUGCUUCAGUCUUACCUGUGGAAAUAGAGAAACUGAAGAGGUGGGAAUAAAAGGCUGCCGAGUGAAGGGACGCUGUUGCCACAGCUCUACAAGAAAUUAGGCUGAGAACUCAACUUUAAACUCUGUCUGGACCAUUUGAAAUGCAUUUUUCCUUGAUCAGCAAAGCUACUGGGAAACAGUCCUAAGAGAUUCUGAUUUGGCUCUCUGCUCCACAUUCAUAUUUGUUCUUUUAGGAAUAAUAUGGACCUUUAGCUGUGAUAUUCCGCUUUGCUGAGAAAAUCAGGAAGUCUUAGAACUUAUUGAAUUUCACUUAAAGCAAGAAAAGUCCCUUGGGUAAGCUAGGAACGGUGCUGUAUUCUUCUUUAAACUAGAGCCUGUAUCAUAACGAACAAUGAUUUAUGUUGUGGUCCAAAGUGGCUGCUGAAAAGGACUGGCUUCUGUCCCUGAAUUAACCAGAAUUUCGAAAUUUAUGGAAACAAAUUGAAAUUUGUUUUGUUGUCUCUGGGAUUUUAAAAACAAGUUGCCAGACCAGUUCUGGCUCCAGUAUUUUAGAAAAAAGACCAAUGAACCAGUCUCUGCAGAGUAGGGCUGAGGUGAAUUGAGGAUUUGGGGAGAAGCUUUCCCUAUGUUCGGUAAAAAUAUAAAGGGCAGCUUUUCCCAGGACUGUCGAUGUGGCACCUUUUAGAAGCACUGAAUUCACUUUUUAAAAAAAAGUCAAUAAAAAUAUUGACGUGUUCCACCCAAGUAGACAUAAUCUCAGCAAUUCAGUCGAGGUGGAUAUUUUCCGGUGGAAACUCCCAAAGCCGUGUUUUCCCGAGGACGCCCUGAAGUCCCAUCUCUCUCCGAAAUGGCCCCAGCUCAUGUCAGCCUGUGUUGGCCUGGAUUGUGUGCGCGUGAGUGUGUGUGUAAAACUUAAUCUCCCAUCAUACAGUGAGGUAUACGGGACCCCUCUAGACCCAAGUAGUUAAGAGCUGUGGCCCUUUUUAAGUAUGCUACAUAAAGAAUUAUUCCAGUCUCACGCCUGGCACGGGUCCAAGGUGUACCUCUUUUCGCUGAUUCCAGAAUAACCCCAGAGAGGAAGAAGCACAUUUACCUCGGAGAACAGGCUUGUUGGUGAAAGGCCAAGAUGGAUGGUGGGGGAGGAUCUGUUUCUUGAGCUGCAGUCCUUAAUGCCGCUGCUUAAAAUUGCAGCCUUGAAACUGAAGGAGAUUUCUGUCAGGCUAGUGUGUCUGGCUCUUCACUGACAGUCAAGGAGUGCCUGGCAGCGGGUAAGGUAGGUGUGCCAGUAUUUCCAACCAACCUAUCCCACCAGGUUCAUUGGACCCUUUCAAAGGUCUCCACUCACCCCAGGUGAUAUGACACCUGCGCCACAGUAUUUCAUCCUUUUUUUAACCCAGUUAGGAGGAAGGGAUAGUAAGGACUGGAAACCCGCUCAUUUCGAGAAACUUUAAAAUUUGAAAAUAGCUCUGAAAUUGGAUUGUUAAAAAUGGAACCAGAGUUCAGAGAUGGAAGUAAAAGACUAAAUUCAAAAUCAACUCCUGAUCUAAGCAUCUUCUCCCCUCCCACAAAAAAUCCCCACAAAAAUCUAUACUGUUUACUGUCCCAUACACUUAGCUCUUCUACAAAUAAUUCGACGAUUACUUACGAUUGAUAUUUUAUAUGCCUGCUUGAUCGUUGUGAUUUGGCUGAUCAAUUUUGUCUACAGAAUUCACACCCAGGUUAAGGAAGUUUUUGUCUUGUAGGGUAAAUGUGCAUUUUCUAUUCAUUGUGGUGACCUGUUGUGAUUUGACCUAUUGAUCUAGAACAGCUACAACCUGACUUUUUGUGGAGGAAUUAAAGUCUAAAUAAUUAUUGCAGGCAAGAUAAUAGCAUCAAUGACAUUUUGACCUACUGUAUUUUGUGAAUUAUUUAUACAGUUUUAUAAUGGGCUUUUUCUUAACUAGAUUCAAACCAAAUAAAAAUUGACUGACCCACUGCUUCACCCUGACACAACCCUAGCCAGGUAAUUCCGUGUUAAUAUGCCGUCUUAUAUUCUUUGCCACUACAUCUUCAGCUCACCCUAUCGGUGCUUUGAUCUUGUAGCGUAUUCUAUGCAAUGUUGCACACUGCUCAGAAGCACCGCGGGAUAUUCUUGAAAACAGGGUGAGUUAAAACUGUCACGUUAGCCUUAACACUUAGUUAUUCACAGGGAAAAGAAAACAUGUUUUUUUAAACUUUCUAAGUAUUUUGCAUACUAAAAGGAAAUACCAAGGUAAUUAUGAUGAGAUGCAAAACAAAAAUGCACCGUAGCUGACUUCUCCUUUUGAAGUGUCUAUGUAGCACCAAAACAGCAGCUGCAAUAGGUGGCUUAUUUUGCUGUGAUAAGGUCUCAAUUUAUGAAUACUGUGUACUAGAUCAAAAUAUCUAUUGUGAAGUGUAAAAAGUGUAUUUUAUAGCUCUGGUGAAUUAGUUUAAUGUUUUUGUAUAUAUGAUUUUUAUAAAUCUAUUAAAACUCACCUUACAUGA